AUGGCAGGGAAGACCAUUAUUCAGCAGCUGCAGAACCCAUGUGAGAACUUUGGACUGGAUCUGCACAGCGCUCCUGAAACCCCUCCUCAAACUCCUGCACGAGAGGCUAGGAGACACUACGGAUUUCCUGAACAAGGAAGCAGCUAUGAAGGCAGCAACUUCCCAUGGAGCAGCUAUGAUAGCAGCUACUUCCCAGGAAGCUGCAAAGUGCACUACACAAAUACUGGAAAGAAAAAUGUUGUUAUAGUUGUAGGAGAGCAGGAACUGGAAGAAUCCAUUAAGGAGGAGUGGAGAAGGAAGGACCGAACAACUGUAACAAAUAUCUUGGAGGGUUUGGAUAUGAUAGAGGCUAAUGGGAACAUAGAGAAAGUUUUCAGGAUGGGCGGCUACAAGAAGGAAACGAAACGACCGAUAAAGUUUGUGCUCAUGAACAAGGUAACAAAAGAAGAAAUCCUGUCCAGAAAGAGCAAACUUAUGAAGCUAGAGGAAUACAAGGAUGGUUUCUUCACUCUUGGGACACAAGUCACUCCUGAGACACUAGUUACUCCUGAGACACAAGUCACUCUUGAGACACAAGUCACUCCAGAGACACAAGUCACUCCAGAGACACAAGUCACUCUUGAGACACAAGUCACUCCAGAGACACAAGUCACUCCAGAGACACAAGUCACUCUUGAGACACAAGUCACUCCAGAGACACAAGUCACUCCAGAGACACAAGUCACUCCAGAGACACAAGUCACUCCUGAGACACAAGUUAUUCCUGAGACACAAGUCACUCCUGAGACACAAGUCACUCUUGGGACACAAGUCAUUCUUGGGACACAAGUCAAUCUUGGGACACAAGUCACUCUUGGGACACAAGUCACUCCUGAGACACUAGUUACUCCUGAGACACAAGUCACUCUUGAGACACAAGUCACUCCUGAGACACUAGUUACUCCUGAGACACAAGUCACUCUUGGGACACAAAUCACUCCAGAGACACAAGUCACUCCUGAGACACAAGUCACUCCUGAGACACAAGUCACUCCUGAGACACAAGUCACUCCUGAGACACAAGUUAUUCCUGAGACACAAGUCACUCCUGAGAGACAAGUUACUCUCGAGACACAAGUCACUCCUGAGACACAAGUCACUCCUGAGACACAAGUCACUCCUGAGAGACAAGUUACUCCCGAGACACAAGUCACUCCUGAGACACAAGUCACUCCUGAGACACAAGUCACUCCUGAGACACAAGUCACUCCUGAGACACAAGUUAUUCCUGAGACACAAGUCACUCCUGAGACACAAGUCACUCCAGAGACACAAGUCACUCCUGAGACACAAGUCACUCCUGAGACACAAGUCACUCCAGAGACACAAGUCACUCUUGGGACACAAGUCACUCCAGAGACACAAGUCACUCCUGAGACACAAGUCACUCCUGAGACACAAGUCACUCCUGAGACACAAGUCACUCCUGAGACACAAGUCACUCCUGAGACACAAGUCACUCCUGAGACACAAGUCACUCCUGAGACACAAGUCACUCCAGAGACACAAGUCACUCCUGAGACACAAGUCACUCCUGAGACACAAGUCACUCCUGAGAGACAAGUUACUCCCGAGACACAAGUCACUCCUGAGAGACAAGUUACUCCCGAGACACAAGUCACUCCUGAGACACAAGUUAUUCCUGAGACACAAGUCACUCCUGAGAGACAAGUUACUCCCGAGACACAAGUCACUCCUGAGACACAUGUCACUCUUGAGACACAAGUCACUCCUGAGACACAAGUCACUCCUGAGACACAAGUCACCCCUGAGACACAAGUUACUCCUGUGACAAAAGUCACUCCUGAGACACAAGUUACUCCUGUGACACAAGUCACUCCUGAGACACAAGUUAUUCCUGAGACACAAGUCACUCCUGAGACACAAGUCACUCCUGAGACACAAGUCACUCCUGAGACACAAGUCACUCCUGAGACACUAGUCACUCCAGAGACAUAA
Messenger RNA from Procambarus clarkii (red swamp crayfish), 1998 nucleotides. The record is from RefSeq and is a predicted model, not a curated record. Lineage: Eukaryota; Metazoa; Arthropoda; Malacostraca; Decapoda; Cambaridae.